AUGGAAAGGGCUCGGAAAAUAUAUAAACUUUUCACUACUAUUGUUAACGGUGAUGAGAAAUUGGCGAAACAAAAAAUAGCAUUAAUUAGAUCAUUUUCGUUGCGAUCUAUUACAAACUUAAGCCAAGGUGACAUAGAUUUUGUGAUUGUAAAAUGUUUGAGAGGGAAUAAAGAUGCAAA
Molecule: messenger RNA, 179 nt
Organism: Racocetra persica
Lineage: Eukaryota; Fungi; Glomeromycota; Glomeromycetes; Diversisporales; Gigasporaceae
Source: the annotation of a GenBank genome assembly